AUGUCGGGAUUAGGUGCUCUGCUGUCCUAUCCGAAUAUUCUUGAUGUUGCCACUUAUGGAGUGAGCUCACUUCUUAUUUAUUCCGGGGUUGUGGGAGCGUACAUCGAUCCUCUUGGCUGGGUCAGAGGUUUUGGCCUCCCCACAGCAACGGCAGAACAGGCUGUCCUUUUCCCUUGCGCAACAGGCCGGAAUCUUGGUGCAGGCUGCUUUGUGUUGGCUAUGACUUUUCUGAGGGAGAGGAAGCUGCUGGGAAUAUUUCUCUUGUGCUGGGGAUUUGGGGCCGGCAUCGCGGAUUCCAAGGUUCUCUACGAUCACCCACAGGGACAGGGUGUAGGAAAGCAUAUGCUGUCGUUUACAAUUUGUAUGACACUGAGCGCGCUUCUGAUAAGUUCGCCACAGUAA
Molecule: messenger RNA, 402 nt
Organism: Talaromyces atroroseus
Lineage: Eukaryota; Fungi; Ascomycota; Eurotiomycetes; Eurotiales; Trichocomaceae
Exons: 2
Coding region: 1-402 (133 amino acids)
Source: RefSeq, a predicted model, not a curated record